CAUUAAAUCUGUAAACCAGAGUGGCAUCAAACCAUGUCUGGCGGGAAAAUGAUUUAUCAUCACUUCCGGUCACGUGACAAGUUGCUAAGUGCUCCGUAGAUUUGUCACGCACGAGUAAAACUUUCCGGUUCUCUACGACAAAAUGGAGCAAAUUUUUCUUGUUCAGCUCCUGUUUUUAUCGAGCCUUAUUAUUUCUUUAGCGGCGGUAGAUAUCACCCUAAAGAACGAUGAUUUAAUCCACUCGCCGUUCUCUGAGGAAUUGGGAAACGACGCGAAUCUGGAUGGGCCAAAAGUUUUUACGAAGGAGGAGCUGUCGGUAUACGACGGAACGAAUCCUGAUCUUCCCAUCUACGUAGCGAUCAAAGGGAUUGUAUUCGAUGUCUCAGAAUCGAAAAAAGCUUAUGGACCCGGAGGAUCCUACAACAAGUUCACUGGCAAGGAUGCAUCAAGACUCAAAUUUGUUUCUGAGUAA
Molecule: messenger RNA, 472 nt
Organism: Pocillopora damicornis (cauliflower coral)
Lineage: Eukaryota; Metazoa; Cnidaria; Anthozoa; Scleractinia; Pocilloporidae
Cellular component (GO): membrane; endoplasmic reticulum; endomembrane system
Source: RefSeq, a predicted model, not a curated record